Coregonus sp. 'balchen' is the source of this 1346-nucleotide messenger RNA. The record is from the annotation of a GenBank genome assembly. Lineage: Eukaryota; Metazoa; Chordata; Actinopteri; Salmoniformes; Salmonidae.
AUGGAGGGUGUGACGAGGGACCUUCCCGAGCCGGCUAACCCCCUCCUCCUGACUGUGUUCCUUCGCCACCUGCGCCUCACGCGUCUCCUCUUGGAGGGCGGGGCCUACAUCAACGAGAGCGACGUGCAUGGCCAGACGGCCCUGAUGGUGGCCUGUAAGACGCGGCACGCCGACCCGCAGAGCACCAGCCGACCCGCCUGGUCCAGUACCUGCUGGAGAGCGGAGCCGACCCAACAUCCAGGACAAGGCGGGCCACUCAGCCCUGAUGCAUGCCUGCCUGGAGAAGGGCUGGGGUCAGGGUGGUGUCCCUGCUCCUGGCCAGUGGAGCGGACCCGGGCAUGGAGGACCGGUCUGGGAGCUCCGCAUUGGUCCAUGCAGUCACUGCCGGCGACAAAGAGGCUCUGAAGGUGCUGCUGGACACCUGCAAGACCAGAGGGAAGGAGGUGAUCAUCAUUACCACCAACACACUCCCCUGUGGGACGUCCAGGACCAAGCAGUACCUCAACGUGCCUCCUCUAACCCUGCUGCACCCGACGACUGCUCCUCCCUGCGCCUCACCCUCUGAGAUCCAGCUCCUCACCUCCCCUCUGUACACCCCCUCCUCCUCUCAUCCUCCUCAGCAGGUCUUCAACUUUAAGGAGGACCAACCUUCUGGGUGUGAGGCAGUGAGCUCCCAGCCUGACAUCCAGUCACAUGCUCUGGUUCUUGGGCAGAGCAGGGUGGAAAGGCUGCUGCAGCCCCUCCAGAGGCUGAACUCAGAGCCCUGGCAGAGGAUCCCUGCCUCUCUACUGGCCCUGCAGCCCUGCGGUGCCCCAGACGACCUCCCAGACAUCAGCCCAGAAAAGGAGCUCUCCCUCAUGACCAGCAGGCUGGGCUGGAACAACUGCGACAACAGCGCCCCCAUCCGGUGCAACUGCAGUACUGACUUGGAUCGCAACACUGCUAAUGCUAUUAGCUUUAGCAAGUCUGAGGGGAGGUUGAAUGAGGAAGAGGUAGGGGAAAGGAGUCAGAGAGAGGAGGAAAGGGCGCUGUUGGUGCAUAAGUUGUCCUUUGCCGGCCUCUCUUCGCCCCACUCUGCCUCCAACCCAAACCUCCACUCCCACAGCCUUGGCACAGGCCUAGGUGCCCUUUUCCUCUCCUCCUUCAUUGGAACCAAAGUUCCCGGCUGCCCCCUCCUCAGCCUGGCUGUGUCCAGCCUGCACAGCAUCAUCCAGAGACGCCACCUGGGUUCUGACCACUACAGCUCUGACCCCCAGCUGGCUGUGUCUACCGGGGGCUUCUCAGAGGACAGCCAAGCCCCACUGGAGAGUGAAGACUGGUCACCUCACGCUUCUCCACCCUGCUGA